This is a messenger RNA of Loxodonta africana (African savanna elephant), 1181 nucleotides long. It is a transcript of the gene SOWAHD, whose product is annotated as sosondowah ankyrin repeat domain family member D. The transcript has a single exon. NCBI's taxonomy places the organism in Eukaryota, Metazoa, Chordata, Mammalia, Proboscidea, Elephantidae. Gene Ontology annotation, molecular function: protein binding. Bases 72 to 995 code for a protein of 307 amino acids. The record is from RefSeq and is a predicted model, not a curated record.
CUCUCCCGGUGCGGCCCGGGAAGGGCAGCGAGCCGCAGAGCCGGACCGGCCGCGGCCGCAGCGGUAAGAGCAUGGCCCAGCCCCGAGGGGCCGCGAGCCUGGCGCCCAGGCCCUCCCUGACCACCGUGCUAAGCCUGCGGAGCGCCCCGCAGUCACGCCCCUCGAGAGCGGACACUGGCAGCCUGGGCAGAUACCGGGGCGCCGUUGCCAACGCUCGGGAGUCCCCCUUCCAUGGCUCGGGGACGUCCUCAGGAGCGGGCACGGCGCGCCGGCGGGGAGCGCUGCGCGAGCUGCUAGGGCUGCAGGGGGCGGCUCCCGCCGGGUGGCCGUCGGAAGAGCGCGCCGAGGAGCAGCCGCCAAGCGGGCCUGGCGGCAGCGGGCUGUGCUUGGACCCCCGGGAGCACGCGUGGAUGCUGGCGGCCGCCGAGGGCCGCAUUGAGGAGCUUCAGGAGCUGCUGAAGGCCGAGCCGGGGCUUCUGCUGAGGGCUGACCCGAUCACGGGCUACACGGUGCUGCACUGGCUGGCCAAGCACGGGCGCCACGAGGAGCUCAUUCUGGUGUACGACUUCGCCCAGCGCCGGGGGCUGCAGCUCGACGUGAGCGUCCCGGGCAGCGGUGGCCUCACGCCCCUCCACCUGGCGGCCCAGCAGGGGCACGACAUGGUCAUCAAGGUGCUGGUGGGCGCCCUGGGCGCUGACCCCACGCGCCGCGACCACAGCGGACACCGGGCCUGCCAUUACCUGCGGUCCGACGCCCCCCAGAGGCUGCGGGAGCUGUCGGGGGCGGAGGACUGGGAAGUGGUGGACGGCAACGAGCGCAACAACUCCAACAACAACAGCAGCGGUGCCGCCGCGCGGGCUCUGCGAUGGAGCCUAAGCCCAACGGGCGCGACGGCAGUGGAGACAAGGGCCAAAGAGAAAGACUCUGCGGGCUCCCGAGUGGCGCAAAUUCAGGGCCUUUUGCGCCAAGUGUUUCCCUUCUUCCAGAACCGUUGAGGGAGGCUGAGACUGGAGAGCGCAGAGCGGCCCGGACGCUGCGGGAAGCCUCGGUGCUGGGGUCUCCGGGAUCCCACCGAGGAGGCGGCGCCGCGGACGCAGCUCCGGCCACAGCCAAGCACGAGCUCGGGGCCGGUCUCAGGUACUUGCCUCAUGCCUCCUGCAGCCACUAGCCAGGAGGACCCG